Messenger RNA from Psilocybe cubensis, 1281 nucleotides. RefSeq lists its product as uncharacterized. The transcript has 2 exons. The record is from RefSeq and is a predicted model, not a curated record. The coding region runs from base 1 to 1281 and encodes 426 amino acids. NCBI's taxonomy places the organism in Eukaryota, Fungi, Basidiomycota, Agaricomycetes, Agaricales, Agrocybaceae.
AUGGCACCCAAAUCUAUCCUUCGCAAUGGAAUGUCUAUGCAAUCUCGCAAUAUGCUCCAGAAAUCCGGUGCUUUACGUUCGAACCUCAAGCGCCCUGCGCCUUUGCCCCUGUCUCCUUUAUCGCAGAAUGCUAGCUUCUCUGUCCUCUCGUCUCCCACAGGAAAGGCUCUGAAGUCUGCACAUGUCCACUUCCCACCUUCACCGACUCAGCUGGCGGCCACAUACACUACCCAUGGACCCAAAUCGUACGAUCGCGGUCCUAUCUCUGUUUCGCCCAACCCUCUUAACCUCCCUGGUUGGGGUGAACAUGGAUUCAGACUUUCAGCUGUACCCAGACCUUUCCGUACUCUCACUUAUCAAGCGUCUCCGGUAAUCACGGAGUUUGAGGAUCCCCGCUCACCCAAGCUCCCUGCCCCAGCCGCCGUUGGCAAGGAGAAUCGGAAUAAUUCGAUACGCUUCGCGCCCUUUACCAGCGUACAAACAUCGACUCGUUCUGCCCGACAAUCGUUGUCUUCUUUGCCCCGUUCCCCAUACCCAUCGGCUCCUAAUUCUCCUGCCGCUGAGAACAGCGAUGUCGACCUCGAGAUGGAGACCCGCGGCCGUCCAUUGACCCGAAAUCGCGACGUUAAUAACAAUGUCACCAUCCUCGACGGACCAUCGCGUGCACGCGCUCGGGCAGCUUCGAUUGAGGAGCGUCACAACAAGAGGAACAAGAAGGGUUUAACCCUCGGCGGACGUGUCUCGAUGAACCCUAUUUCCAACGUCAUCGGCAACUCUCAGUUCACCCCUGGUCCAUCACCUCUGGGACGUUCCAUUUUUAGCCCUGCCGUCGCGUCUCUGAACCGCCCCAACAAACCUGCGCCCCUCGCUAUGGAUUCGCUCACCCAGGCUUUCUGGCAAUCCGUGUCACUCGAGGAGCCAGCAUCAGCAGACGAACCUAUGGUCACAGCACUGGAGUACCCGGAGAGUGCAGUGACGUACGAAGAGAAAUUGGAUAUGACACUGCGCGCUGCUGCACAGCCCCCUUUGAUGUAUGCUGCCGCCGACGGCGCCUUGUGGUCGCCUGCUCUGCCAGUCCCAGGAGCCAAGGUCGAUCGCAUUAGGGAAAGUUUGAUGAGCCCGGGAGUUGCCAAGUCGUUUGAGAGUAAGGUUGUGCGGAGGGACUUCACUGCACCGUCGCCUAACGACCCUUUUGCUGCGUUCCCCUCUUUCGCUGCCGCGCUAGAGCGAGGAGCGGAGCAGAUUCGUUACCCACCGCGAGCUGCUGUUCAGAUGUCAUGA